This is a messenger RNA of Truncatella angustata, 483 nucleotides long. RefSeq lists its product as uncharacterized. The transcript has a single exon. NCBI's taxonomy places the organism in Eukaryota, Fungi, Ascomycota, Sordariomycetes, Amphisphaeriales, Sporocadaceae. The record is from RefSeq and is a predicted model, not a curated record. The coding region runs from base 61 to 384 and encodes 107 amino acids.
AGCGCCGUCAUUCAGUUGCGCAAUGGACCGGCGGCGCCUGUGCCGAGCGAGAAUUCCCUGAUGUGGCGUUAUGUCGAGAAGGCCGAUUUUAACAACAUAGCUAUGACUCUUAUGGGCAACCUUGUCUUUCCGGCCUUGACUGGGCCGUGGACACUGGUUGAUCAAGAAGCCCUGAACACGGGUAAGCUACCCCUACGCGAAUUCGAGAACAAUGUUCAGUCGGCAGCAAACUGUCGGCUGCGGCCGUGGGUUAUGCACGAUUUCUGGCCUCGAAUUGAGGGUCUAAGUAAACCUCUAGAAGAUGCCCUGGAGAGUAGGAUGACGCUGGGCAAGGAAUGGCGGCAGAUUACAAUAACACAAAUCUCAGGACUCGUAGCGAGCUAGCAAUUUGCCUCCGAGACCGAGAAAAGAGCCCAUUGAAUCUUUGACAAUAGUACAAAUCUUUUGAGCCAUUUAGCGAACAUAUUCAACCAUCUCUUCCGA